Symsagittifera roscoffensis is the source of this 1851-nucleotide messenger RNA. RefSeq lists its product as uncharacterized. NCBI's taxonomy places the organism in Eukaryota, Metazoa, Xenacoelomorpha, Acoela, Convolutidae. The transcript is spliced from 2 exons. The coding region runs from base 866 to 1798 and encodes 310 amino acids. The record is from RefSeq and is a predicted model, not a curated record.
GAAACCACGUAAAAGCUUCGUUUUUUUUGCAGAUUGUCAGGGUUAGCCUUGGGAGAAACCGGGUUUGAGCGACUGGAUUUGUUUGCAUAUGGUUGAUUUUUCUAUAACAAGCAAAACUGUGUUGGCUUUGAUAGUUAGAAAGCUCUCGAGCAACUAAAUUACGGCAUUUUGUUUACAGAAUUACCAUUUUCGAUAAUUUCCUUGCUUUAUUUUUGAGCCCAAUAUCGGAGUUAUAUUGAUCAUUUUCUUGAAUUUCAUAACAUCUGGCAUGUGUGUUUUUUUAAGAAAAAUCGAAAAUAAAUUUUUUUAGUUUUUUCUUUUUCUUCAAAUUAGUUAUAACCAUAAUAACAUACAUAAAUCGUUGGUCCCAGAGAGGCUCGAACUCUCGACCCUCGCGUUAUUAGCACGAUGCUCUAACCGACUGAGCUAUGGAACCUUGCAAUUGCAAAAACUCAUGGUUAUUCAAAGCAGUCUAACUUCAGCGUGUUAGAUUUAGACAGCAUAUUAAUUUAUUCCAGAAUAUUCCACAUUUAGUACUGACGAUAGGUAUAAUCGAUGCGAUAACUGUGUCACAGAAUAUUCUGGAACAAUUCAGCAAACAAGAAGACUGCAGUAGAAUGUUGUUUCUAGAAUCUUCUAAAAUUUUAUCUAUAAGUUCAUAUAAGCUGAGGAAACUCAAAUUAACAUUUCGAGUGAAAUUAAAAAUUGAAUUUGCUUAGCUUUGCAUUUGUCUACGCCAUAAAUUUCAUUUAAAUAAACUUCAUUUAAACUUCAUUUGUCUACGCCAUAAACUUCAUUGAUAAGUGUUAUUUUUGCAAAAGUACAAGCAAUCGGGAACUAAAAAGUUACAAUUCUUUGCAGCAAAAUGCAGUUUUUAAACAACAGUCAUGAUCCAUUCGGUCUGUCGUUUCCAUUUGACAAUUUUUCGCCGUAUGAAAGACGAUACAGAUCCGAUUUCAUGCCUUGGGACUACCCUGAUCUAAACCGACGAAGUCGACCCAGCUUUUCCCAGAAUCUAAACAGCCACCAGCACAAACCUCAAAGCUUUGCUCCUUCGCCACAGAACACGAAUCGGAAUCAGAUCACGUCGACGGAAACGCCUCGAAAAAAUACUCCGAAAAGAUCCCAGUCGGUAUUGGAGCAGAAAUCAUUCAACUCGGCAACUAUUUUGACAACAGACGAGGUACGAUUUCUGGGAAUGAAGGACAUGGAGAGUUUCUGGACUCAUCCUUUGGAUAUUUCCCAACUGGACCCCGAAACUAUCAGAAUAACCCUGGACGAGCUAAAAAGGACGAUUGGAGUGCAUGGAUCAGUGCAGACAUCGGAAGGACUUGCUAUAUCGAGGCCAGUCACAAAGGCAGUUGUGGUUCCCGAAAACGUGGACUUGGGAUCCCUGUCGUCGAAGAUGCUACCGAACGGAAAACUAGUGCUCCUAGCUAAACGUGAAAAGAUUCCGGAGAGUCGGAUAAAAGAAGAAAGAAUUGAUGACCAGUUUACGCAUGUAUCGGAGUCUGAAGAGAUGGACUGCGACGAAAUUCCCCAAAACUCUUCAGACAGAAAGGAGGCCGAAAAGAAAAAGAGCCUCAAAGAUUCCCAAAACCAAGCCGAACCCAUGAAAAAUCCCUCGGCUCACAGGAGAAAAAAGAAUCGCGGAGAAAGCUUGUCCGAACGAUGUGAAAGUGAGUCAGAUCAUGAGCAUGAGUUUGAACAUGGAAGCGAGUUCAUGGAUCUGGCGACAAUUUAUCAAAUGUGCAACAUCAAAAAGCCAAUCGGAGAUCAGUGGCCUAAUUUAGAGUGAACUUAAUGAACUUGAAAAACUGCAGAACUGCGGAGCAAUAAGCAGAAUGGUCC